Messenger RNA from Echinococcus granulosus, 2430 nucleotides. RefSeq names its product Nipped-B-like protein. The record is from RefSeq and is a predicted model, not a curated record. Lineage: Eukaryota; Metazoa; Platyhelminthes; Cestoda; Cyclophyllidea; Taeniidae. The coding region runs from base 1 to 2430 and encodes 809 amino acids. The transcript is spliced from 6 exons.
AUGCUUGGGGAUAUAGGGAGAAUUCCGAUUCUGUCACUGAGUGGUUGCAAGAGUCUUUCGGACAUUCUGUCAGACCUACCCUUACCUCAACCUCUUCCCAAAUCCGUCAUUGGUAUCGAUCUUAUCGAUGACCCCAAGUUGUACCAUGAAGCACAAGUCUACAUGCAAUCACGUGAUGAAUACCUGGUGGAUUCAAUUUCAUCCGCACUGUCCACCACGUCCACGGACGGAAUAAUCUUCAAAACUGAUUCAAAACCCGCUCUUAUUGAUUUCCAUACUCUUCCAGUGCUACUAAAAGAGGCCAUUUCAAAAAGACCUAAUAUUCUAGAGGCGAACCGAAGCUUUGAAUGUAUAUACUCUUGCAAGGAGGUGCUACGAAUUCUUUCAGGUGAAGGUAAUCACAAACACCAGGCUUAUGCGUCACUCUUAGCGGAGAAAUGUACGCCCAAAAUGACCUCUCCCAUGAAGUCUGGUUUUCCAUCAGCAACUCGGCAUCAAACUUUGGGGUCUCCUGUCGCUCCCGUCAAGCUGACACUGAAACAAUCACAAACACCUGGUAGCGGAAGUAUCUACAGUGUAACAUCAGUGGAGCCGCUUAAGCUGUCAAUUAAGCGAGCCCCCGCAACUUCAACUCCUGUCACCGUUACUCAAGGCGGUCCGAAAAAACUGCGUGUAAAACGCCGCUCGAAAGCCUCUACCACCUCUGCAAAUCAAAAAUGGCCGAUGCAGUUAGUUGAGUCGGGAUCAGCUCCGGUCGUGCCUACUCAAUCACAAAUCGUUCAUUCUCACUCUGUACAGUCAACGCUUCUUCCUGCCCCAAAUCCAUCCCCCAGUUUACAAUUAGUCAUUAGUGCUCCAUCCUCCACCCUGCCCCCGCCCCCUCCCAAAGAUCCCCCUGCGCGAAAUAGCGGUCAAAUGUUGAGCACAGUGUUCAACCAACUCCUCCAAUCCGACCCCGAGAGCACAAUUGCUUCACUGUUGAGCAGCAGCGAUGGGCAAUCCACGGGAAAUCCAGCCUCCGUGGAACCCCAUCAUCCCCGAUCUCCACCCCUCUCUGUCCCCUCCAACUGCUCCUAUCCCGCUACCCCAGGCAUGAACAGCAGCCUCUCACUGAACAACAACAGCAGCACUAGCAACGUAGCUCCUGCUGCCGUUACUUCCACCACUAAUCCUUCUCCUAUCAACGCUAUCUUCGACACUCCCGAUGUGAGUGAUGGAAGAGAGACCAAUCCCACGCCCGCUCCUCCUCCGCCUCCUCCACCUCGGGGGCUGGCGGCUUACCUUCAGAAAUCCCGCAAUCCUGAGAUGGCUGCUUCGCCUUCGGAAGAUGUCGUGGACGCCUACGCCCGCCAACACGGGUCCGUGCCUCCCAUGUCCUCUUCAUCUUCUUCCCCAUGGACUGAGCGACGCUGCGGACCACAGGCCACUUCCAAUGCCAAUAUCGGUGCUGCUGUCUAUCCUACAUCUUCCUCCCUCACUAGCACCCCUAAUGGACAGGAGGGUGGCAAAGAGAAGCGUGGGCGUCGACGGCGAAGCGAGCUAGAAGAGCUGAUCAACUGGCAGGUCCGAGAUCAAGCAACACCUCUCAAGAGGCAUGCUUUCCAGUCCCAACAAAUUCCACCCAUAAUAGAGAAUAGCCCGCCUCCUCCUCGCGCCCCAAGUGACAACGAGGGUGUCGCAUUUUUUACAGAACCUCUGGGGGAGCGUGUCAAACGCAGGAGGCAGCAGCACACGACACCACUCUGUUCCAGUAACAGCACCAGUGAUGUGACGAGGAACACCAGCGGUAGUAAGAGUGGCGAUGGUAAUGGAGGCAAAAGUGGUGUCGCUAAACGUUCCCGUGAGGGCACAUCGAGUGAGCUGUCUGUUUCGCCGAAACGUGGAAAAACUCUGAACCACCGGCACCAUCGCCUAACUUCCUCUGAAUCCGAAAUACCGGAUGAUGAUGAGGAGGAGGAGGAGGAGGAGGAAGCCAAAGGUGUCGAUGAUGGUGCCACCAGCAGUAGUUGUCUCACUGACUCACCUGUCCCACGAAAGCAUUCCCUCCAACGUCUUGUUGAAGAGGCCAAGGGUCGACCGCCUUCUCUUUCCAGACUUGACAGUCUACGUCACACUCCUGUGUCCUCCACACCUAUUCCUCUGGAUGAGACAGUCUCUCCACUAGCACGUUUGAAUAGCAAUCGGCUCUCGCCUUCAAUGGAACGGCCCAGAAAGAGGGCUUCCACUCGCUCCUCCACCAGUCCUCCACCUCUUCUCCCUCUUCAAACUUGUGGGCAGGAUCUAGUCGACAGAAAGGAACGGCAUCGGCUGAAAAAGCGUCGGCAGCUUAUCCAGGCUACCUCCUCAUCUGAGGAUGAAUUCUCCAAAAAAUCCUACCUCACCCAGGCCAUAUGCUACGUUUGUGGACUCGGCAUAUCUCCUGCUGUCUGA